This is a messenger RNA of Stegodyphus dumicola, 3792 nucleotides long. RefSeq lists its product as uncharacterized. Lineage: Eukaryota; Metazoa; Arthropoda; Arachnida; Araneae; Eresidae. Gene Ontology annotation, molecular function: DNA-binding transcription factor activity, RNA polymerase II-specific; RNA polymerase II transcription regulatory region sequence-specific DNA binding. Gene Ontology annotation, biological process: regulation of transcription by RNA polymerase II. Gene Ontology annotation, cellular component: nucleus. The record is from RefSeq and is a predicted model, not a curated record.
UUCGGAAGAAUUAUUUUUCUCGUAAUCUGGCAAAACUGUGGAAAUUUUAAAUUUCUGCUAUAAAUCGUGUUUAUGGUGCUGGUUGUAUGAACCAAGGAGAUUUGAGUCGGUUAUGAACUGUGUUUUUGCUACAAACUAUUCGGAAGUUUCCGUUUCGGAUAGCAAAAUACGUUACAGAGCAUGUGAGGCAAAACCUAGGAUCUGCAUGACAUUAACGAAGCACAACCAAAGGGGCUUCAGAAAUUGUAAUUUAAGUAUUCUUAUCUAAAUGCAGAUUCUCAGUGCAUUGAGUAUUGCAAAUAAUAUUUAAAUUAAAGGAAAUUUAUAUAUGCGUAAUUUUGAGAAGUAACUUAAAAUUACUCAGCACUGACUAACAUGCUGAGGAAUUUACUUGUGUUGUCAACGUACAUGGUCCAAAAUUCUAACCUCCAAAAUGAUGUCAACUAUCCCAAAUUUUAGCCAUCACCACAAUCCUUGUAACAAUCGUAACUUCAUAUAAUGUUACAUAUACAAUGGAUCUGUGCGUUAAUUCAUGUAUAGGAAGUAUAAACUCGGCACGAAGCUAUAUCUAUAUAAAUAGUAACAAGUUUGAUUUUGGGUGAAGUGUUCCAGUUAAGGUGUACUUAAAUCACGCACAAUUAGGUUAUGCAUUAUUGUUUUUACAUAUAUAUUCAUGUGUAUAUUUGAACAGGAGGGGGUGAACUAGUAAUAAACAUUUAAGAAGUAAUGUGGGUAAAGGUAAACUUUAACCAACUUCAUUUGUUUCCAUGCAGUACAUGAAAACAGCAUUGUGUGAAAUGUAACGAAUUAUUCGAAAUAAGCAUGUGCUUAUCUCUGCAGGGAAGAAACUUCAUGUAUGUGAUGUAUUUAAUGAGCCAUUUCAGGAAAAAAGUAAGUUGCCUAUGUGUAUGUACCCAGAAAUAUAUUUUAUGUAAUAUUCAUAUAAAAAGAUAAGUUUGCAUAUGCUUCAUUGCACAGCACAGAAAUUUCAUAUGUGUGAGAUGUGUAAUAAGUAAUUUUAAAGACAUGCUUAUCCACAUGGAAGAGAGACUGCAUAUGUAUGGUAUGUAUAACAAAGCAUUAAAAAAAGAUUAAAUAUGCAUAUGGUUGUUCACUUUGGUAAUAAACCUUAUGUAUGUGACAGGUCAUUUACAUAAAAGUUUAAUCUGAACAGACCUAGGCACAUGAAAAAAGUACCUCAUAUGUGCUUUGUAACAAAUGAUGAGUGAUAUAAAGAAACAUGUGCUUCUUCACAAAGAAAAAUUUUUUAUCUGUGAUGUAUGUAACAAGUCAUUUAGAGAAAAGAGUAAAUUGAGCAUCCAUAUGCUAGUUCAUGGAAGAGAAAAACCUCAUGUGUGUGAGAUCUGUAAGAAGUCGUUUAAACAAAAAAGUAAUUUAAGCAUGCAUGCACGUGUUCACACAGGAGAAAAACCUCAUGUGUGUCAGGUGUGUAACAAAUCAUUCGUACGAAAAUGUAAUUUCCAGAUACACAUGUUAAUGCACACAGGAGAGAAACCCCAUUCAUGCGAGGUAUGUAGUAAGUCCUUUAGACAAAAGUGUGAUUUAAGCGUGCACAUGUUAAUUCACACAGGAGAAAAACCUCAUGUAUGUGAUAUAUGUAACAAAUCAUUUAGAUUAAAGCGUAGUUUAAACAUGCAUAUACUUUUUCAUACAGGAGAUAAACCUCAUCUGUGUGAGAUAUGUAAUAAGUCAUUUAGGCUAAAGGCUGAUUUAAACAUGCAUUGUCGUAUUCACACAGGAGAGAAACCUUUUCAGUGUGGGAAAUGUAACAAAUCAUUUAGACGCAGGGGUGUUUUAAACCAGCAUAUGCUUAUUCACACAGGAGAGAAGCCUCAUCUGUGUAAGAUGUGCAACAGAUCAUUUAGGCUAAAGGAUGAUUUGGACAUGCAUGCUCUUGUUCACAUAGGAGAAAAACCUUAUAUAUGUGAGGUAUGUAACAAGUCAUUUAGAUACAAGUACCUUUUAAAGAAGCAUAUGCUUUUUCAUACAGGCGAGAAACCUCAUGUGUGCAAGAUAUGCAACAAAUCAUUUAGACAGAAGGGAGAAUUAAAAAUACAUUUUUUUAUUCACACAGGAGAGAAACCUCAUGCGUGUGAGGUAUGUAACAAGUCAUUUAGACGUAGGAGUGUUUUAUGCAAACAUAUGCUUAUUCACACAGGAAAGCAACAUCAUUUAUGUGAUGCAUGUAAUAAGUCAUUCAGACAUAAGGGCGAAUUAAACAAACAUAUUCUUACACACACAGAAGAAAAACCUCAUGCAUGUGAGGCAUGAAACAAAUCAUUUUUACAGAAAUGUAAUUUGCAGGUGCCUAUGCUUAUCCAUACCUAAGAGAUGUCCUAUUUUAUUUAGAGAGAAAGUUAAAAAUAUUUACCUAUUUGUGCUGCAGAAAAACCUCAUAUAUGAAUUACAGUAUGAACCAUUUCAACUAAAGGCUGAUUUAAAGAAGCAUGUGUCUGUCCAUAUAAGAGAAAAUGUAUGUUAUAUGAGGUAUGUAAAAUGUGAUUUGUUCUCAGUAGGAGGAAAUCUUUCAUAUAUAUGUAAGAUUUCAUUUCAAUGCAAUGGUGAUUUAAAAUAAUGUCUGCAUGUCCUUGAUUAUAUAGGAAAUUUUUCUCAUCCAAAAGAAAGCUUAUAGCAGCAUAUAUCAACAUUGAUAGAAAAAUGUUGAUACUGAUUCUUCUUUACAGAAUCAUGUAACCCUACAAGCCCUGAGUUUUGUUUUUUGCUUCCUCAAUCAAAUUUGAGUCCUUCAUGAUUUACUAUAUUUUGUGUAAUAUAUCAUAAACAAUUUAUUAAAUAGAUUAUUUUCAACCUAAGGGUCUCGUAAUUUGCAGUUGCUGGGGGCUUCAUCUUACAUAAAUAUUAUUAAAACAAUAUAUGUCUGUUUUUUCAUUUCUGUAAUCUUAUAUACAUUAAAAUUUCAAAUCAGCAGUUGAUAUAUAUUGGUCAAAAUAUGAAAUCUCAAAUUAGUAUCUCACUUAAUUGACUUAGUUGAUUUUGCUAAAGACAAUUAUCUCUCUUAUCUUGUCAACAUGAUACAGAGUGUUGGAAAUUUUCCCAAAUGUGAAUAUGGGCACUAUUAGUAAAAUACUAGUAGAUGCAACUUCAGUUUUUACUUUGUGUUAUAAAAUUCUAGUUAUUUUUCAAUUCUGUGAAAUAGAAGAAAAAUUGCUGUAAAACUACAAUUAAAACUUUCCUUAAUGUUUUAUUGAUUCAAGAGAUCCAGAAAGUUGGCCAGUUCCUGUAGGCAAAGAAAGGAGAUACUGUCUUGGUGUUUGUAUUGCACUCAUCAAAAAUCCGAAUGGGGAGAAGAUGAAGCAUAACUAGUUUAAAUAUUGCUUGUUUGAUGUUAUUGCAAGCUUUUCAAUUCUAAUUAGAAAAGCUCUCUACAAGAAGUAUGUACAGACACUGACGAGAGCUCUUGAAACUUCUGUCUGUGAACAAUGUUGCAACCAUAUAGAUCAUAUAGCUCAAAACUACUGGAUGAAGUAACACAAGUUUAAAUUAAGAAGGUAAUGGCAAACAGAUAGAAAUUAAUGUUAGAAGCAUUAUUUUCUGUCAUAUUUCUGAAGGAAAGGAAUCUUUAAUGGGUGAUCAAGCAAAGCUGAGAGUUCCAACUAAUGGGAGCUUUCUAAGACAUUUCAUAUUUCACUCAAUGGUCAAAUAUGAUAUUCUGAUGAACAAACAUUCAGUAUGUAGCAAUACUUGAAAGAUGUUUAUAUACUUUAUCUUUUUUUAAAAAAAUUAAAUAACUACAAUCAGAGUUCCCUCUAA